GCUAGCGCGAGUGCUGACCCGCUGGGUUAAGGGGUGCAUUUUUGGUGAACAAUUUUCACCUGUAAAACCGAACGAAAACGGUCCGAAAACAUUGCCAACGUGCAGUGCAAGCUAAUGAACUGGAAAACAAUCAUGAAUGAAAUCUGAACGCUUAGACAAAAAACAACUCAAAUACAGUUAAACAAACAACAACAACAACAAAGCAGAGUGAAAACAGUGAGGUUGUUUUGUUUGUGUGGAUCGGAACGACGCCGGGGAAGACAAAUAGAAGGUUGCAUUUGUGAUUGACGGUUGAGUGGCAAUCGCUUCGAUAGUCAAAAUCUCAUUCGCAGCACAAGUGAAACACAACAAUUGGAAUUGCGCUUGCAACAAAAUAAAACCACUUGAGGAACGGGGCACUACGGUGCGUCAAACCAUCCAGAAGAAGUUAAAAUCGUUCGUUCGAUCGGCGAAAUUACAGUGAGUAGCGGUAGCGCGAGUGGACGCUAAGCUUGAACCAGGCCCCCAGGGCCCCAAGCUGCAUCCGGGUUACAGGCGGGGGCGAAUAAAAGCGCGCAUUCGAAUACGUCACAAACGUCCAUGUGGAGAUAAAAUUUGACCGUGUGCCGCCCCGCGAGUACCUAACCGGCAAACGGACGGUUGCAUACCUUUUUAAUCCGUGAAAAUCAUCCAGCAGUGUGUGUGUCCAACGGUUACGUUUCGGUAGCGAAAGAAACAGACCCGCAACUACUGUCAACGGGGCCAAUAAAUUCCGAAGUGCUUAAGCAAUGAGUGCCCCUGAAGACACUAGCGCUACUGCAAAGUCUGCUCCCGAUCACCAUCAGAAUGUUGUGCCACCGUCGUCUUCUUCGUCCGUCGCAGCAUCCGUUUCUUCUGCAUCCGGUGGAGCGGCUGCAGCAGCAGCAGCAGCGACAGGCGGAGCAGGAGUGCCAGUUGUUGCAGGUUCCGGCGUCCCAAGCGCAGCUACAGUGUCUUCGCUGAGUAUAGCAGCGCCGACCGGAAGCGGUACCGGUGCGACCAACGGAAGCAAUAUCAGUAACAGUGUUAGCGAAAGCGAGGAAACGGCCAAGAGCGGCAUUAAAACAGCGACUUUAGCGGCCGAUGUGGUAAAAAUCGGUGGUAGUAGUAGUGGAAGUGUGCCAGGAGGCGGGAAUACCCUUUCCCUCGGAGCGGCACAAAGCGAUGCGAGCUCCCCAGUGUCAGCCGGUCCAGCUGGCGAUGCCACCUCGACGUCAGCUACUUCCCACACCACAUUGCCGAAGGAAACGUGCCCGGUCCCGGUAUCAGGUUCGGCAACAGCAUCCUCCUCCUCUAUCCCGGCCGUUCCAGCGACCACGGAGGAUGUGGGAGCAUUGAAAGCCACCACUGUUGCCACUGCACCGAUCACUUGCUCAUCCUCUUCGUCAUCGUUGGAGUCGGUGACAGGCCACCCCGUUCCGGUACCGUCCAAUGGGGGCAGUGGUGGUGAGGCUGUGGCGGGUCCAUCGAAUCUGGCGAGCCGGGGACGCGAGGCAGUCGACAAACACCAGACGUUGGAAUAUCACUGCCGGAUGCUGGAAGAGGAACUUCAAUCCGUGAAGGAUUCGGAAGCGAAAGUCAAACAACAGUAUAUCGAGUCUCAGCGACGGGAGCGUUUCCUCGCUCGGCGGCUUGCGGUAAAGGAGCAGGAAAUGCAAGACUAUGCCAAUCAAAUAGCGGAACUGAAAUCUGCCCAGGCUCCUGGCCCAGCCGCCCUGCGCUCGGCCCUACUCGAUCCCGCCGUUAACAUACUGUUUCAGAAGCUCAAGGCGGAACUGCAGACAACGAAAGCGAAGCUGGAGGAAACGCAGAACGAGCUGUCCGCGUGGAAGUUCACGCCGGACUCGAACACGGGCAAGCGGCUGAUGGCCAAGUGCCGGCUGCUCUACCAGGAGAACGAGGAGCUUGGCAAGAUGACGUCGAACGGCCGGUUGGCGAAGUUGGAGAACGAACUCGCGCUGCAGAAGAGCUACAACGAGGAGGUGAAGAAAUCGCAGCUAGAGUUGGACGACUUCCUGCAGGAGCUGGACGAGGACGUUGAGGGCAUGCAGAGCACGAUCGUGUUCCUCCAGCAGGAGCUGAAGCAAACGAAGGACAGCAGGGACGAGCUGGAGAAAGAGCUUACGCAGCUGCGUGCGUAUGUUAGUGCCACCCUGCCCGCCACCACUCCCACGGACGAGCAAGCGAUGCAGGUGGACGACGGCGUGAGGCAGGACAGCCGUGGCUCAUACCACCAUCGCCCUGAAGGUGAUGGUGGUGUCGCAUCCGACAGUGGCGUUGGUAGCAUGGGCGGUGGUAUUACACCCAUCUAUCUAGUGAACGGUGGCGGAACUGGCACGGGCACGGGUACCGUUGCUAGCAGCAACAGCAGACUGGUGGUGAAUAAAAGUUCAAGUGGUGGUUUUGUUGUUGGUGGUGAUCAAGAUGUGGUGUACAACAAUCGGACGCACGGUAGUGGCGUGAGCAGUGAGUUACGAACUACACCGCCUCCGAUCGGCAGCAGUAGCAGCAGCAGCAACAGCAGCAGCAGCGGAUUAUCGACAGUUUCCUCUUUGCCAGCAGCAAGCGAGACGUCCGUAGUAGCAUCAGCGACGUCGGCAGUGAAUGGUGGUGGCGUUGCUACGGUGACUGAUGCAACAGUUGCAGCAGGCAAUGCCGGUGGUGAUGCGUUAGUUAAUGAACUGAAAGAUCCGCUGCUGCCGGCUGGUGGCGAGAGCCAUCCCGCAGUUCGAACUAGUGGUAACCAUAACCCCGAUGGCAACACUCUCCACAGUGUUAACAGUGCGAGCCAGAAGCCGCAGCAACGGCAGCAGCAAGCCCCCCAUAAUAAUAAUGAAACACAGCAGCAGCAGCGAGUGAGUAGCAAUAACGGUGGCCGAAAUGGUGGACGAACAACAGUGGCCGCUCGGAAGCGCAAUUACAACGACACCGAAGCCGACUCGGCGGUCGACCUGCUUGCGGCGGAAGCAACGAGUGUUGUUGGUGGUGGUGGUGAAAGUGGUGUGCACAUAGUGGACGGUGUUGUGACCGAUAGUGGUAGUACCGUGGCAAACGGGAAGCUCCUGCUCGGUGCCGGACCAUCCGUGGACUCCACGCCGGACCAGCAGCAGCAGUUUGACGCAGUAGAAGCGAACAGUGCAGGUGGAAACAAGCGCAUGACACGGUCGGGUAAGGGUAAAGUAGUUGCUUCGUCGGUGUCGUCGCUUGCUGGGAUCACUCAGCCCGGCUCGGUCUCCUCCUGCUCCUCCUCCACCACGACUGCAUCCUCCUUGUCGACGAAUGCGCUAAUGACAAGCGCGGCGAAAAAGCUCCGGAGAGGAUCCGUCACCAUGGAGGAGGAAGUCGAUCCGCUAGCCGAUACACCCCAACAGCAGCAGCAGCCGCCGCAGCAUCAGCAGCAGCAAUCGGGACAGCCGCAGCAUCUGCAGCACCACACGCAACAAACGAUAUCGUCCGCUAAUGGUUCAAACUAGUAGCAGCACCUGAUAUUUAGACGUAGUUAUUCAUACAUAUAGGACGUAUAGGGGUUAGUAGCACUGUUUGUGGCAGAGUAGUCUCCACACUGCCAUGGGAGCCGUGGUGUGGGAAACAGGAGGGAGGACUCCUUCCCUAUGCCACCUGCAAAUACUCACCCCCACCCCAGCGCGUGGCUGGUGAGAGAAGGACACUGGAAGGGGUGGAGAGACCCUUCGAGGCAUGCAGUGUUGCACCUCCCGUUUUUUUUUCUUCACACGGGCCUACUUGAGACCUACUUUACACCGGAAACCUUGGUGUACAUAGCCGUACACUCUUGCGCUUGCGAUGUGUUCUACAGUGCGCGAGGAAAGCUCGGGUGUGUAGAUCGGAUAUCAACUGUUUUAAAAACGUGCGCGAUGCGAAACGAAAGUGCGCUUGUUGUGUGCGUGUGUGUGCGUGCAUGCAUACUCAACGCCAACAAGGAUGCGUUCUUAGAGGGAAUAUUUCGCUUGUACAUGGAAGCGAGGAGCAGCAGCAGCCCACCCGCAAGUGUAUAGGAAGUUAAGUACAUUUAAAAUCUUAAUUUGUAAAAAAAUAAUAAAACAGCAACACAUAAAAACAAAUGAAUGAAAACAAAUCACCUAAAGCACCGAACUGGCAGGCAGGAGCGUGUUGUAGUUAAAACAACAAAAAAGAAGAAAAAAAAAUAAGGGAAAACGAAACAGGUACAUAAGAAAAAACAAACAAAAGAAACAAACAAACAAACAAACAAGAAGACUAGAAGUUGUUCAAUAAAGAAAAUAAUUAAGCAAGAUGAUCUGCAAAUGAUUAACUUACUCAUACCAGAAACAUAAAAAUUAACCUACACUGUCACAUACACAGACUAUGCACUUUUGAAACAACUCACUGCACUUUUGAAAGUAUGAUGAUUGGUAUUUUGCAAUUUCGUUCCAUUGCAGCAGGAAAAAGUGAAUUAAUCAGAUCGUUGCGGUAUUUUUUUCUUCUUUAUUAUUAAUUACAAAUCCAUGCCGUCACAGUGAGAUUUCGGCGAAAAGUAACAACACUAAAUUAUUGUUUGGUUCACAGAAACUUAACCCAGCCUAAGUAAGGAAAUUGAUCGAAAAACCACACUAUAUAGAACGGUGUGUCUCCGAAAAUAGAGUCAUUUUCUGUUUUAUGCGACCAUCUUCCCAGUUGACACGUUCUUCUAUCCCAAAUUAUUCCACCUGACUGAUUCGUGUACAUACUUGAGGCUCGAAUAUCUGUUGUUCGAAGAUUGUUGCUCUUUUCUGCUCCGUUUGUGGCCCGAUAUCAUCCUAAUGGCAGGUGCAUGGCCUACGAUGAUUUUUGCGAGGAAGGUGGGCUUUGUUUUGUUACAGCCUGCCCUGCCUGCUGAGAACAUAAAAUUUCGAUCGAUCUCGAAAAUAAACCUUUCAAAAGGACUGCACGAAAACGUACGUAAACAUAUUUUAGGAAAUUCAUUAAAGCAUCCCUUCUGAUACUGCAUGUUGUUGGCAAUCUUCCUUCGGUUGGCCUGUGUUGAUGCUUUCUGGAAUAAAUAAAUCAUUUUACACACCAGCAACUGGAAAUCAAGUUCUUCGCCGUUUGGAGGAUCACUAAAAUCGCGCAGUGCAUGUGAAUUGAAAAGUGCACCCAUCAAAACCGUGAACAAAAAACGAAAAGGGGGAAUGGAAAGAAACGAACGGGUGGAAAGAGAGACGGGGGAAAUACAAUAGAGAUUCAAGACUCGCUCUAAGCUGUAGGAUUAUAGUUACUUUUAUUUUAGUUCAGUUGUCUUUACACACGUCUUUUAAGCAUCAUCUGCCCUGUAAACUUCUAGACAGAUACUUUAGCGGAUAUGAGUUACUGAAACGAAAACAAAAAAUUAAAAAAAAAAAAUCAUCCAUAAAGCAACCAACCACCCGCCAUGUACAGAAAACGACAACAAGUAAACCAUUUGGUCGCCCCAGG
Molecule: messenger RNA, 5445 nt
Organism: Anopheles coustani
Lineage: Eukaryota; Metazoa; Arthropoda; Insecta; Diptera; Culicidae
Gene: fl(2)d
Exons: 6
Coding region: 768-3491 (907 amino acids)
Biological process (GO): regulation of alternative mRNA splicing, via spliceosome
Cellular component (GO): nucleus
Source: RefSeq, a predicted model, not a curated record